CCCUUCUAAUUGAGCAGCAUGCUGGCGCGGCGGCAAUGCCGGCUGCUGGUGACGAAGGAUGCCAAGCCGCAGGCCUCGGGUUUCUGGCCACUUGCACAGGGCCUGAGGCAACUGAAGUUUUGCUCGGUUGAGCUUCGUCCACCCGGCGGCUAUGCGUCCGACGAGAAGGCGCACUCGUUUCGAAUGUAUAUACACCGAACAGUGGAGAAGGACCAGAGAGUCAGGAUGUCGCCAUGGGGCGACGCAGCCAUCCGAAAUUCUUUGCAGGCGCUGGCAACAGCUCCAAAGGCUGUGUCCUUCGAGGUGGAGAGGAUAAAAAGCUCAGAGGAAGAAGUGCACCUGGUCUUCGAAUCCGCUGGCAGCUCGCCGUGGCAGGAGUACCUGGAAAACCGCAUCAUGAACACCAAGCGCUUGGCCGUCACGGCUGACACGCAGGCAGUGAAGCUGGCCCGGGACCUCGUCAGCAUGCUGCAGGCCGCAGCGAAGGACGAGCAAGCUGUGCAGGCCUUUGCUUUUUGGGAUGACGAUGCGGCACUGGUGGCACUUGCCAAGGGUGUGGCGGCGGUGUCAUCCCUGUAUCCGUUUAAGCGGCUGACUUGCGUGGCCAACGUAGUCAAUCCCAUGGAUGAUCCACGCGGACGGCUCUUUGUGUACGCAACCUUUGGCGAACCUGUUGAACCGCUGCCCAAAUCUGGCCAAGUGUUCCACGCUUACCCACCGGGGUCCAAAGCGGAUCCAGCUGUGCUGAAGCGGUUCUACGCCUCCGUGGAGGACCGUCUUCACCAGGGAAGCCACGUGCACAUGCUGUGCUUGGGCACAGAUGCCAUCAUGCAUUCUAUUCGCGCGCUGUGUUUGGUGAAGGGAUUUACGGCAGAUCUUGUUGUACAGUGGGCACCUGGGAUCAAGGGAGAAGGAGCCGGCAGCGCAAGCCAGAGCAAGGCUUCUCAAGUUCCCAGGGCAGUGCGGCUUAAGGCGACUCGAGGGCAGACCUGGGAAGAGUUCAAUGCAACGGACUUUUCCAAGACAAGCCUGCGCAAGGUGAAGUCCACCACCGAAGUAGGAAAGCUGGCCUAUGCCGCAGUUGCGGAGGUGCGACAGCAUGAGGCUGUAGCAAUUCAUUGCUUCUCCGACGACAAGGCGGCCGUGACCGUUGCCAUGAAGGCACUGGCAGCAGUCCCAACCGUGACAGGGGGCAAGAAGCUUGUUUGCGUACCAAGCUUCGGUCGUGCUGGUCCUGAUCAGAGACCAGUGCUGCGACUCUAUGCCAAGCGUUACCGGGGUCAGCAGCCAGAGCAGGCGAAUCCUGCGAGCGGCUAAAACAGCGCUACCGAGGAGC
Molecule: messenger RNA, 1336 nt
Organism: Effrenium voratum
Lineage: Eukaryota; Dinophyceae; Suessiales; Symbiodiniaceae
Source: the annotation of a GenBank genome assembly